Molecule: messenger RNA, 2349 nt
Organism: Linum trigynum
Lineage: Eukaryota; Viridiplantae; Streptophyta; Magnoliopsida; Malpighiales; Linaceae
Source: the annotation of a GenBank genome assembly
CAUCAAUGAUAAAAUCAAACUUUUCAACACAUAAGUCAUAAAACAUUUCAAAUAUUUAAGUCUAAAAACAACUACAAACAUAAAAAUCCACCAUUUGGAGCUUCCAAUGAUAGUAUUUCGGUCGGAAAUUUGUAAAUGCGGUUUGGUUGAAAGAACCCUGAUUUCCGAACUAUCCAUAUUUUCCUUCCGAAUUCCGAACCGAAUAACAUUAAUUCGGUUUCGGUUCAGUUCGGGUUUACCGAACCGUUUGCCCACCCCUACUGCUUUGUUUUGUACUCUGGCCGCAAGACAUUCACCGAUCAAAAUCAGUGUGAGGAAAUCAAAUUCAAAGUUACCGUUGUACUUUAUUCGUAAAUCAGAAAAUGAAAUCCAUGUUACACUUUCGGAUUGGGGCAGAGCAUUCAAGAAUUUCGCCCUAAACACAACGGCUACAUUCUCGCGCUGGUGAUUCCCGCAGCCCAGGCCUAGUUAACGAACAAGCCACCGAUUCCUCUUCACCGAAUCGAUUGAAGAAUGGGAGAAGACCACAGCAGCGCCGUCGAAGCUCCGCCGCCUCAACGGAGACCGAGAGUGAGGGAGGUCAACUCUAGGUUCAUGACUCCCGCGGCGACCUCCUCCACUUCCUUCUCCCCUCUCCCGCAGCAGCACCAGAGAUCCACAUCCGUACACAAGCAACGCCGCCGUCUCGAAUUGGAUAAGGACUCCUCCGCUGGCAACUCCGCUUCUCCAACAGUCGCCGCCGCCGUCAAACUUUUCAAGGAAAACGCAAACGGCGAGAGGCAGAAUCCGCGAUCUCACCACCACCGCCGCCCCGACACUCCCAUGGCAACCGCUCCUCCUCCCACAUCGAGACGCUUGCCGCAUCAUCGUCCCUCCAACGCCGUUACGCACUCAGCUGCCGCCAAAUUGCUUCAGUCCUCCACCGGCAUGUCAUCGUCGUUGUCGGUCAAUCUCUCUGCCAAUCCCAAUUCCGGCCCAACCGAGUCUCUUCCGGACCUUCACUCUUCGUGGGCCACCGUCUCCGGUAGAAUACUGACGGAGAGAAACAUAAACACUCUCUCCGGGCCGGAUGACGACGGCGCCGCCGCGAGUACAACAACAUCAUCAUCUUCUUGGAAAUUCCCUGCUUCGCCUUGUUCCCUCUCUCUCGAUUUACAACGAUCGUCCUCUGAAAACCCUUCAUUCUUUCACUCGCUAAGAGGCUCGGAGAAAUCAGCCAAGAUUGGGGGUUUUGCUCUGCCUCCAGUUCCUCACGCUAAGGUCCUAAGCGAUGCUAAUGCUUCGAGAAAGGGAAGAAAAGCCUCUGGUCAGCAAGAGGGAUUUCACUCUAUGAAAAUGAUUCACAACCGUUACUUGCAGUGGAGAUACGCCAAUGCCAAAGCCGAGGCUUCCUCGCAAGCCCAGAGUAGAGAAGCCGAGAUGAAGUUGUAUUCCCUUGGUUGCAAGAUAUCCGGGUUAUACAAGUCGGUGACAAAGAAAAGAAUUGAGCUUGACCGUUUGCAGCGAAUGGAAGCUCUAUCCACAGUCCUGGAGACUCAGAUGCCAUAUCUGGAUGAAUGGACAACAAUAGAAGCAGAUUGUAAGGUCUCUUUAUCGGAGACGGCUCAAGCUUUAGUAAACGCCUCAAUCCAGCUUCCCGUCGUUGGGAAUGUCAAGGUUGAUGCAAGAGAGUUGGCAGAGGUAUUGAAGUCUUCAGGGAAGUUGAUGGAAUCAAUUGCUUCGCACAUAGAAAGAUUUCUGCCUGAGGCUGCAGCAACUGAAACACUGGUAUCAGAAUUAGCUAGGGUGAGUGGAGGAGAGAUAGCUCGCGUUCAAGAAUGUGGAGAUCUCUUGUCUCUGAUGCAUAAAUCACAGAUGGAGGAGUGCAGUGUGCGAGGCCAAAUAAUCCAGGUUCGCCAAAAGCUGACUACUGCUGCUUGACGAAGCAAAGUGGCAUGCAUGUAUUGCUGCUGUCUUGAACAAAAAUGUGGAAGAGGAUAUAAACUAUAUAGCUUGCUUGAUCGGUUUGAUUUUGUUUGUAUUUGCUUUAGAGCCAUCAUUCUUUGAGAAAAUAAACUUAAAAUGAUCUCCUUGAGUGUUUGUCUAUAAAUUGCAUCGGCUCACAAUGGAGUGACAUGCAGCAUGCUAAAAGAAUCAUGUACUUUCGUUGUACAAUAAUUUUCUGUGCAAGUUGCAACUGCUUGAGAUCUCCUUUGUUGUUGUUAUUAGUAUUCACUAUAAUCAAUAUCCGCGGCUACGCCGAUAGAAUUAAAAACACAAUAGCAUGGUCGUAUUGAAUUUCAUAGUUAAUUAGUAUGAGGCUUAUGUUAAUAUAUGUGUUUGUGAUGGUAAUAAGAAUAUGAAGGCGAU